This is a messenger RNA of Schistocerca americana (American grasshopper), 936 nucleotides long. RefSeq lists its product as uncharacterized. The coding region runs from base 1 to 936 and encodes 311 amino acids. The transcript has 6 exons. The record is from RefSeq and is a predicted model, not a curated record. NCBI's taxonomy places the organism in Eukaryota, Metazoa, Arthropoda, Insecta, Orthoptera, Acrididae.
AUGGAUAUCUUCUUCCAGUUUCGUUUCCUGCAUAAAACUCUGAGUUCAAGUGAACAACAGCAUACUCAGCCUCCUCGGCCUGCAACAACAAGAAUUCAACAAGAAAUUGAUGAGGCAGUUCAGAGGGAGAGAGAACUGAAAGAAGCAAAUGGAAUUCAGACAUCUGAUGAAAAUAUUGUACAUAAGAGAUCUCAAACACCUGAUGCUGUCAACAGUUCCACAGAAGAGAGAGAGAGUGAUCCAAAUAGUUUCUCCUCUUCGAACAAUCUUUCAGAUUCACUAAAUGAUGGAGAACCCUCAGCACAAGCUGUUCCAACAAAGAGAUCUCAGUCAUCAAGUCCAUCACUUAAUAAUUCUCCAUUUGCAAGCCCAACACACAGGUUCUCAUCUGGUGGUGGACAGAAAGGAUUGAUGCAGAGGUUUUAUGCAUCACAUGGAAGGAUGAGAAUUUAUGCUGCUCCAAGGAAUACUGUACCUGUUGUUGUUUCUCCUCCUUCUGUUUCACCUGUACAUAACCAGCCUCCAAUUCAAAGGAAGAUCAUUGACAUCAAUAGUGGGAAUGAUUCACAGGAUUCAGAUGAAGACCUGGUAAAGACCCCAGUGAGAAAGGGCUACCAAUCAGCUGAAGAGAAGAUACAAGCAGAGUUACAAGAGAUGCAAAAACGUGAAGAAGAAUUGAGGUUGCUGAGAGCAAAACUAUUUGCUCAGUCACAGCCAAAUCUUUUGAGCAUUGGUAGUAUUGAGGAAGAAGAAAUUAAUCAUAUCAAUGGUGAUGGAGAGAAACAGACUUUGCAGAGUGCACAGUCUAUUCCAAAUCUCUUAGAUUCUGAUGAUUCAUUGGAUGUUUCACAGGAUCCGGCUUCACAAAAGAUACUGGCUGUACGCCCGUGCUUAACAGUGGAUAAAGAUGGGCGUUUGCAUACUGUCACUUUUUAG